Messenger RNA from Penicillium subrubescens, 1461 nucleotides. RefSeq names its product putative endo-polygalacturonase. Bases 1 to 1461 code for a protein of 486 amino acids. Lineage: Eukaryota; Fungi; Ascomycota; Eurotiomycetes; Eurotiales; Aspergillaceae. Gene Ontology annotation, biological process: carbohydrate metabolic process. The transcript has a single exon. Gene Ontology annotation, molecular function: polygalacturonase activity. The record is from RefSeq and is a predicted model, not a curated record.
AUGAACAUGUCUUCGUCCAUUCAAGUAUACGAUUCUCCGCUAGGCGUGGCCCUCAAUCCGGACUUCCUCAUCGAAGUCCAGUCAAUCGACUCAGACGACCAUUACCAAUGGUCUAAAGUGCCUGCAUAUGCCACCGAUGUGGCUAGCAUCAACACCAGCGCGAAUAAAUUUGAUCGACAUUCAAUUGCCGUAGCUUCAUUCGAUUUCAGCGGCCCAGUGAAGAUCAAAGUCACCUAUACGAGAAGCGGCGUCGAUGCUGCAGUUGUUCGGCCUCGUUCCCUUGGAAUUGAGACGGUAUUGGAGGAAAAAACGAUUCUCUUUACACUGGAAAAGCCCCGAGACUUGAUGCUCGAACUAAACGGUGACAAACGGAAAGCUCUCCACUUGCUCACCAACGCGAUCGAUCUCACGGCGCCGACCGAAGACAGUGAUGAUGUCUGGUAUUUUGGGCCAGGGAUCAAUCAAGGCUCUGCGACAUCCUUGGUCACCGACGGCGUCAAUCUUAUAGUCCCAUCGGGGAAAACUGUUUAUCUAGCUGGUGGCGCUUUCAUCACGUUCCGCUUGAAUUUCAUCGAUGUUUCCAACAGUGCUCUCCGGGGUCAUGGAUUCGUUCUAGGACCCAAGGGCGGUUACACUCAGAGAGAACUGGGCGGCGCGAUUCACAUGAGUCGAGCCUCAAAUAUUCGUGUUGAGGGUGUCACUUCACUUAGUGCGAUGGGAUUCAGCCUCUCUGCUGGUGAAUGCAAAGAUGUCACAGUCAACAGAUACCGAUCGUUCUCGUCCGCAGGUAAUGGGGAUGGAAUCGACUUCUUUUGCUCGUCAAAUAUUACCAUUGAGAACUGCUUUUUGCGAAACUCAGAUGACACAAUUGCUCUCUAUUCACACCGUUGGGACUGGUAUGGCGACUCGACGAAUAUUCUCAUUCAGAAUUGCGUAUUGCUUCCAGAUGUGGCCCAUGCCAUCAAUAUGGGAACACAUGGGAAUCCCGCAAAGCCGGAAACGACAAGCAACGUGACAAUCAGAAAUAUUGAUAUCCUGGAUCACGAGGAAAAUCAGCUGUGGUAUCAGGGAUGCAUAGCCAUCAAUGCUGCAGAUGAGAAUUUGUUCCACGAUAUUCAUAUCGAGGAUGUACGAGUUGAGCGCAUUACUCGCGGUCAGCUUUUGAAUAUUCGUGUGAUGCAGAAUUCGAUGUGGACUACAGCUCCGGGACGAGGUAUUCGAAACGUCACUUUCAAAAAUUUGUCUUUGAAUAUGCACGACUCCAAAGUCGUCAAUCCAUCGAUGAUACUUGGCUAUGAUCAGAGCCGGGGAAUCGAAAACGUUGCAUUCAAGAAUUUGCGAGUAGGGGAGAAGGAGAUUCAUGAGACAAUGGAAAAGCCCCGAUGGUAUAUGAUAUCGGAUUUCAUUCCUUUGUUUUUAAAUGAGCACGUCAAGGGAGUCAAUUUCAUGAAAGGGGCAUGA